UGUUGUUAACACAAAUGCCCCGGACAGAUAUUAAAUACUCGAUGCUUACACAAUGUCAUGUCGUUUUAAAUACUGCAAUCUAAAAUGGUAUGAAACAUGAGGGAAAUACAUCGAUUCAGCAUUCCGUACACGUUCUCGUGUGUCGUUUUAUAGACGGUUCGGUUCCGCUUAUCGACAGUCGGAUGCUGUGUCUGGGAGCCCCCACCGUCAACUGAGCACGUAAGGCCGGGGAGAGUAGAAUGGACACGGAAGGAGAGAAUUUGAUACCAAAUCGGGACACAUGUUGAGUUAACGGCCCCACUCCACCACCCUUUCCCUCAUAAGCGUUUCUAGAUUUCUUCUUUCCCAGUUGUAGACUAUUGUGUCGGAAGUUUUGCCAGCGACCCGCUUCGUCUUUGAUCUCACAGCCACCCUGCAUUUUUCUGAGACUAUGGAUCUUAGUAAAAUGGCUGUGAGCAUCAACAAGGCCAUCAACACGCAGGAGGUCGCCGUCAAAGAGAAGCAUGCCAGGACCUGUAUCCUGGGGACCCACCAUGAGAAGGGCGCCCACACCUUCUGGGCGGCGGUCAACCGGCUGCCGCUCUCCAGCAAUGCGGUGCUCUGCUGGAAGUUUUGCCACGUUUUCCACAAGCUGCUGCGAGACGGCCAUCCCAACGUGAUAAAGGACUCGAUGAGGAACAAGGCGGACCUCAGUGACAUGAGCAGAAUGUGGGGUCACCUGAGUGAAGGCUAUGGGAAGUUGUGCAGCAUCUACCUCAAACUGCUUAUCACCAAGAUGGAGUUCCACGUCAAAAAUCCCCGUUUCCCUGGCAACCUUCAGAUGUCAAACAGGCAGCUUGACGAGGCGGGAGAAAACGACGUCAACAACUUCUUCCAGUUGACAGUGGAGAUGUUGGACUAUCUGGAGUGUGAGCUCAACCUCUUCCUGGGUGUGUUCAGCUCCCUGGACAUGUCGCGGUCUGUCUCGGUGACGGCGGCGGGCCAGUGUCGCCUGGCUCCCCUGAUCCAGGUCAUCCUGGACAGCAGCCACCUGUACGACUACACCGUCAAGCUGCUCUUCAAGCUGCACUCCUGCCUUCCUGCUGACACACUCCAGGGCCACAGAGACCGCUUCCAGGAGCAGUUCAAGAAGCUGAAGAGUCUGUUCUACCGCUCCAGUAACCUGCAGUACUUCAAGAGGCUCAUUCAGAUCCCACAGUUACCUGAGAACCCACCUAACUUCCUGCGGGCGUCGGCGUUGUCGGAGCACAUCAGUCCCGUGGUAGUCAUUCCAGCUGAGUCGUCCUCCCCCGAGACGGAACACAUGGUGGACCUGGUGACAGAGGACCUGGUGGAUACCGACAUCCCCGUCCAGCCGGCUGCUGUGGUAGAACCCAGGUUCGACGACCUCUUUGGCACGUCCGCCGCCACGGACCCAUUCAAUUUCAACAGUCAGAACGGGAUGCGCAAGGACGACAAGGACCGCCUGAUCGAGCAGCUGACACGGGAGAUCCAGGCACUCAGGGAGGAACUGGAGUCCUUCAGAUUGGAGAGUGGGCGUCUGCGCCAGGCGCUGCGGGGGCGUGUCGAUGAGCUGGAGGCGGAGCUAGCAGAGCAGAGCCACCUGAGGAUGCAGGCGUUGGGAGAGGGCGAGUUCCUGCGGGCGGAGCUUGACGACCUGCGCCGGGUCAAAGAGGACACGGAGAAAGAGCAGCGAAGCCUCACCGAGAUCGAGAGAAAAGCGGUGGCCAACGAGCAGCGCUACGUCAAGCUGAAGGAGAAGUACACAGAGCUGGUGCAGAGUCACGCUGACCUGCUGAGGAAGAAUGCGGAGGUGACUCGUCAGAUGACGGUGGCUCGGGCGGUUGAGGACGAGAUGGACAGCGUGAGGAGAGAGAUGCAGGAGAAGGUCAAGGCUGCCAAGGAGGCCGCGGAGAGACGGAGGACUUCAAAUGAGCAGGAACAGGUGGAGCAGCUGCAGGAGCUGCAGAGAGAGCUGAUCUCCAGCAGGGCGGCGCUAGACACCCUGAAAAGCACCAUGGCCACGUCUCAACAGUCGAGUGAGGAGCUCAGUUCUCAGCUCUCGACUGUGGAAUCGGAGAAGGUGGAGCUGGCGGAAUCCUUGUCGAAGAAAGAGGAGGAGCUUGCAGGCUUGGGGGAGGAGCUUGAGCGUUUUCAGAGCAGCCUGGUCAGUGAGAGGGAGAGCGGCGUGAAGACUGCCGAGGCCCUACAGAACCAACUCAAUGAGAAGGAGAGCAGGGAGCAGGCCCUGGAGAGCCAGCUGGUGGCAGCCCGCUGGUCUGCCCUACAGGGGACUGUGGAGGAGGCAGAGAGGAUAGUCCAGGACUCACUGGCCCAGCUUGACGACCCGGCACACAUCAGCUGCACCAGCUCUGCAGACUACCUGGCGUCCAGGUGUCAGGCCUCUCUGGACUGUAUGGCUAGACUUCACUCUGCCAGAGACGGCUACCUGGCAGACAACACAGGUGUGUCGGAGCUGGUGCGGGCAGUGACCCAUCUUGCCCACCUGGUGGGCGACACCAUUGUUCAGGGCAGUGCCACCUCUCAUAUGGUGCCAGUGGAGCAAGCGGACGCGUUGUCAGACAGUGUGAAGGCGUGUGGGGCCGAGGCCCUGUCCCUGCUGGGUCAGAUGAAGGAGCAGGAAAGCCUGGCAACGGCAGAUGGAGCCAUGCUGAGGGCAGCACUGGAUGGCAUCCUGGCCACCGCAGAGAAACUGCGUCCUCGGGGUCUGGAGCUGCAGCAGGGGGAGCUGGGAGAUCUGGUGGAGCAGGAAAUGGCCGCCACAUCGGCCGCCGUGGAGUCAGCAUCUGCCAGGAUAGAGGACAUGCUCAACAAGUCGCGUGCUGUCGACACAGGGGUGAAGAUGGAGGUCAACGAGAGGAUCCUGGCCUCCUGUACAGACCUGAUGCAGGCCAUCAAAGUGCUCGUGCUGUCUUCCAAAGAUCUGCAAAGGGACAUUGUGGAGAGUGGCAGAGGGGCAGCAUCCAUGAAGGAUUUCUAUGUCAAGAACUCUCGCUGGACAGAAGGCCUGAUCUCAGCCUCCAAAGCCGUGGGCUGGGGCGCCACAGUCAUGGUAGAUGCAGCAGACCUGGUGGUGCAGGGCAAGGGCAAGUACGAAGAGCUGAUGGUGUGUUCGCAUGAGAUCGCAGCCAGCACUGCACAGCUGGUGGCCGCAUCCAAGGUGAAGGCAGACAAAGAUAACGCCAACCUGGGCCGCCUGAAGCUGGCAUCCAAAGGGGUCACACAGGCCACCGCCGGGGUUGUAGCCUCCACCAAGUCCGGGAAGUCCCAGAUCGAGGAGAAAGACACCAUGGAUUUCUCCAGUAUGACCCUCACUCAGAUCAAGAGGCAGGAGAUGGACUCACAGGUUUCUGUUCUAGAGCUGGAGACAAAGCUGCAGAAGGAGCGAGAGCGUCUAGGGGAGCUCAGGAAGAAGCACUACGAGCUGGCCGGGGUGGCCGAGGGCUGGGGGGAGGAGGACGAAGGUACAGGUUGAGGUCUGCUCCCCACCUCUCCUCCAACCACAAGACUAACUUCUCUCUCGCUCUGCCUCUUGCCCCAUUUAUACACUCUUCGGUCUUUCCCUUUAUUUUUAAUAUUUUAUGAAAGCCAAAUAAAAAAGGUGCUUUUUAAAAAUGAUCUUGUUUCCAGCUGCUUCUAAUUGGACAUUGAUGAGGAGGGAAAGUGGCGGGAUGGAUUGACUACCUGCCUGGGCCCCUUGAGAAAUACCACACCAGCUGAUGGUUCCUCUGUCUUCUACCAAGUAUUUAUUUCAGUUCUCCAACGGUUCACUUUAUCCCAGUCGGAGCACCACUGUGGAGCGACCCACCGCGGGCAACAACCAGUUCUUUACAACCAGACAUCCUAGAAUGCAUUGCACAAGGGCCAAUCCCUCAUGAGAGGGAGACUUGACUGAUUGCCACAUAGACCCCUCCCCUUGCCCUCCACCUACCUACCCAUGUCUCAUCAGUGCAACGAAAACAGGCGUGUUUUUCUCCCACUAAUGGUUGUGUUAUUAUUCUAAGUGGUAGGGGUUGUUAACUUGCACCCUGUGUUAGAGGGAGAGCUAACCCCUUCCCUCCCUCACUGCCUCCUCACUUUUCUUUCCUCUUGGAUCCUCUUUUUCCACUCACUGUGAGCUUUUACAUCUCUAGUAGCCCAACCCAAACCCCAUCUAAGCUAUACGCCCACCGGGAUACGGACUUCUGCCUUUUCGCCUCCUGUUUUAAAGACCAUGAUGACUGUUGUUGUUGUUAUGAUUAGAGUUGACUGUUUAGACGCCCAGCUACCCUGUGGAUACCAAAAAGCCCUGGCCCAUUUAAUGGGGUAUAAGUCUGCUAAAGGCACAAGUGUAGCGUGUCUGAGCAGCCAGAGGACUGUUGCUGGAGUUGAAGCUAGAGAUUAAGUUGUGUGUGUGUGUGUGUGUGUGUGUGUGUGUGUGUGUGUGUGUGUGUGUGUGUGUGUGUGUGUGUGUGUGUGUGUGUGUGUGUGUGUGUGUGUGUGUGUGUGUGUGUGUGUGUGUGUGUGUGUGUGUGUGAUUGUCUGGGGCUGCUUUGAGCCCCUGGUUGUGUUCAUUAGGCACAACACGGACGAAAAGGUAGUACCUAAACGUGUCCAAUAUGAAACGCUUGUUUCCGCUUUCUAAAUGGUAUGCUACGCCGUGUCCUAUUGAACAGGACACUGAUCAUGCUGGACCGUUGAUUGGCUGUGUGGCUCUGGGCUUCUUGGUGUCUAGCGUGGCUGGAAAAAGGACUUCCAUAAGCUGAUGUCUGAUAAUUUACUCUUCUCUGAGGCACCCCCCCCCAAAUCUGGUGGGAGUGAACAAGUAAUAAGCAGAAAGGCAGGGAAUUGGAACGCAGCCCUACACACCCACACUGCUGGGUUCUUAUCAGCUUCCCCUGACGACGUAGCUGUAAAGCCUAUAAAGGGAAAUCGACAACUUCCAUCUGUCUACAGUAGCAAUAACACCUGGGCUGUGUUCAUUAGGCACCAAAUGGAAGAAAACAGACUGAAACAGGGAGGGUAUACAUGGACCUGUGUUAUAUGUUACAUUGUCACAAGAGGGCAGUGUUGCACAGCAGAGCUACCACAUUAGACUCUUAUCAUAAAUUCUCCUCGCCUGUCUUGCCAGUGGUCAGUACUGCUCUUCAAUCUGGCUUUAUGAAAAGAUAUGGGAAUACCGUAUGUUGUUGAGUACACCAUGAGUUAGAUGAGUAGGGUUUCAUCCAGUAUUUGUUUUCCUUUCAAAUACUUUAGCUGUGCUUGAUUGAGCUUGCCUGGUGCAAUGGAACCAAUGAAAUAGUCCCAAAUGUACUUCAAAACACGCCCAUCGGGCACUCCAGUCAGGCUCAAUGAAACGCAAUGAUAUUCAAGAAGUAUUCAAAAGAAUGUAUGAAUCCUAUUUGGACCCUGAUCUGGUUUAAUCACAGUAUACUGUCUCUGUGUGUGAUGCUCUUUGAGUUUGUCUUCCUGCGUGUCUUAAUGUCCCUUUGAGGUUUUAUUAUCCUGCUCUGCUUUUGGUUGUUUUCUAUAAAAAGUUGUGACACUGGGUAUUUAAUGAUGAUUUAACGUGUACUUCCUGGUUAUUGACCUCUCACCCUUUGGUUUGUGCCGGUAGUCCAACCAGCUCAGCCAGCCUUUCAAACUGCCGCUCACUGUAGUCGAUGAGAAACACACAGUACUCAAUAACAUUUAAAUAAUGUCUUUGUAUGAUAUACUAAAAACUAUGUAUCUGCGUAGAAUUUUUUCCCGUUUUUGAAAAUUAAAUAUUUCAACUUUUAAUAUGA
Messenger RNA from Oncorhynchus gorbuscha (pink salmon), 5786 nucleotides. RefSeq names its product huntingtin-interacting protein 1-like. The transcript is spliced from 32 exons. The record is from RefSeq and is a predicted model, not a curated record. The coding region runs from base 431 to 3496 and encodes 1021 amino acids. Gene Ontology annotation, cellular component: presynapse; extrinsic component of postsynaptic membrane; clathrin-coated vesicle. Gene Ontology annotation, biological process: clathrin coat assembly; endocytosis; actin filament organization. NCBI's taxonomy places the organism in Eukaryota, Metazoa, Chordata, Actinopteri, Salmoniformes, Salmonidae. Gene Ontology annotation, molecular function: actin filament binding; phosphatidylinositol-3,4-bisphosphate binding; clathrin light chain binding.